Molecule: messenger RNA, 447 nt
Organism: Bipolaris zeicola 26-R-13
Lineage: Eukaryota; Fungi; Ascomycota; Dothideomycetes; Pleosporales; Pleosporaceae
Exons: 2
Coding region: 1-447 (148 amino acids)
Source: RefSeq, a predicted model, not a curated record
AUGGGUGGGGAUGGGUCGGCGUUUAGUCGUGUUACCGGGCACUUUGUGGGCGCGAGGGUCAACAAAGGAAGGGCAAACGCAGCCGUUGUCGGGUCGCGGAUGGAGAUGGGUGUGGUGGAGGAGAAAAGAGGGAGGAGCUUGGGCUUCCCCGAGAACCAUGACCAGCUGGGCCUAGGGCGCUGCAUCGCUCCCAGGUUGCCCGGCUCCACGCCGACGCUGCCCCGGUGCAGCAGACUACGCUUUGGGAAACACGCUCGCCGCACCGUCAUCGUGAUCCAGACAAUGGUGCAGCCCUCUCGCUCAGCCAGCAGCCAGCCAGCACAAGCACAAGCACACGCAGCCCUCUCAGCCUCCAGCCCUUUCAGCCUCAUUUGGUCACCACCGCAGACCCUUGCGACGUCACCCAUGUCUCGUCUCCUCCAUCUCGGCCGUCGGCGCUGCGCAUGA